Penicillium brevicompactum is the source of this 1029-nucleotide messenger RNA. Its product is annotated as D-2-hydroxyacid dehydrogenase family protein. The transcript has a single exon. Bases 1 to 1029 code for a protein of 342 amino acids. NCBI's taxonomy places the organism in Eukaryota, Fungi, Ascomycota, Eurotiomycetes, Eurotiales, Aspergillaceae. The record is from RefSeq and is a predicted model, not a curated record. Gene Ontology annotation, molecular function: oxidoreductase activity, acting on the CH-OH group of donors, NAD or NADP as acceptor; NAD binding.
AUGACUAUCAAAUUUGCAAUUCUUGAUGACUAUCAGGGCAUUGCGCCCGCAUAUUUUGCCCACCUUGAAUCGCGCGUCGAAAUUUCAAGUUUCCCCGAGACCCUCGACCCCCGCAUUCCGGCCCAGCGCGAUGAUCUCAUCCGGCGACUCUCCCCAUUCGACGUCGUUCUUGCGAUGCGCGAGCGCACACCUUUCUCCGCUGAAACAAUUGCAGCGCUUCCUAACCUGAAACUCCUGUUGACAACCGGUACUCGCAACCUGGCGUUAGAUUUGGAGGCGUUUACGCGGGGAAAUGUGGCCGUAGCGGGCACCGAGGGUCGACCGCCCGGUGUCAAUUCGACCGUGCAGCACACGUGGGCAUUAAUUCUGGGACUGGCACGGAAUCUUGCACGCGAUGACGCGGCUGUUAAGCGUGGGGGAUGGCAGGGCUCCCUCGGCGUCAAUCUUUCGGGGAAAACACUAGGACUGCUCGGCUUGGGGAAGCUAGGAUCGCAAGUGGGGAACAUUGCAAGCCUGGCAUUUGGAAUGAAGGUUCUGGCCUGGUCAACAAACUUGACUCAAGCUAAAGCCGACGAGCAAGCUCAAGCUCAAGGUCUACCUGCUGGCACAUUCGUCGUCGCAGCAUCCAAGCAGGAAUUCUUCGAACAGGCGGACAUUGUUAGUGUACACAGCGUGCUCUCCGAUCGGAGCCGCGGCAUCGUUAGUACGGCCGAGCUGAACAGCAUGCGACCUUCGGCCUUUAUCAUCAAUACUUCUCGUGGGCCAUUGAUCGACGAGACGGCGCUUCUCGAGGCUCUGAAUACAGGUCGCAUCCGCGGCGCCGCGUUAGAUGUCUUUGACCCAGAGCCAUUGCCUCUUGAUAGUCCUUGGCGGACCACCCCUUGGGGUCAGGAUGGGCGCAGUGAGGUGCUGCUGACACCCCACAUGGGAUACGGGGAGGAAGAUCUACUGCGAGGAUGGUACCGCGAAACCGCCGAGAAUCUCGAGCGCUGGCUUGACGGGAAGGAACUGCUUCGGAAGUUAAACUAA